UAUUAAACAUAUUGUGGCCAAUAAAGUUUGACAGCAACUAAUGGGAGGUGUCGGUAGGGAAAGAUAAGUGGUGUUAAUUGCACUGGACCAUCCUUUAAUACAAAUAUGUCUCUCCGGUGAACAGAAAUAUGUCUCUCCGGUGAACAGAGACAUGGAAAGUAUGGAACAUGUUCGAAGUGGCUAUAACAACCAGUCAAUAUGCCUCUUUGAAACGUGUUUUAUUUAUACUCUCCACGACAAGUCUACUUACUUCCCAACACGAGCCAAAAUUGACACAAAAAAAUGGAAGAUGUUUUGACUCUCAUUACCAUGAUUGUGUUGCUUCUUCUAGCUUUCCAUGGAUUUGGAAAAUGCAGUAGCGAUCUUUACAGCAGGAGCGAUUUCCCGGAAGGCUUCGUUUUCGGAGCCGGGAUAUCUGCUUAUCAGUGGGAAGGAGCUGUUGAUGAAGAUGGGAGGAAACCUAGCGUCUGGGAUACUUUCCUUCACUGUCGUAAAAUGGAUAAUGGAGACAUAGCUUGUGAUGGAUAUCACAAGUAUAAGGAAGAUGUGCAGCUCAUGGCCGAAACUGGCUUACAUACAUUCAGAUUCUCCAUCUCUUGGUCUAGACUCAUCUCUAAUGGAAGAGGUUCCAUUAACCCGAAAGGUCUACAGUUCUACAAGAAUUUCAUUCAAGAACUUGUCAAACAUGGAAUUGAGCCACAUGUUACACUACAUCACUACGAUUUUCCUCAAUAUCUCGAGGAUGACUAUGGAGGCUGGACCAACCGCAAAAUCAUCAAAGACUUUACCGCUUAUGCAGAUGUUUGCUUUAGAGAGUUUGGGAACCACGUCAAAUUCUGGACCACGAUCAACGAGGCUAAUAUAUUUACUAUUGGAGGUUACAACGAUGGGAAUUCACCGCCUGGUCGUUGCUCCUUUCCGGGCAGAAACUGCACGUUAGGGAACUCUUCCACUGAAACAUAUAUCGUAGGCCAUAACUUGCUGCUUGCUCACGCCUCUGUUUCAAGACUAUAUAAGCAAAAGUACAAGGAUAUACAAGGAGGUUCUGUUGGAUUUAGUUUAUUUGCAAUGAAUUUUACUCCUUCUACAAACUCCAAGGAUGAUGAAAUCGCAACGAAAAGAGCCAACGAUUUCUACCUCGGAUGGAUGCUUGAGCCUCUUAUAUAUGGAGACUAUCCUGAUGUGAUGAAAAGAACCAUUGGAUCAAGACUGCCAGUUUUCUCGAAGGAAGAAUCAGAACAAGUGAAAGGCUCAUCUGACUUCAUAGGAGUCAUUCACUAUCUCACGGCUUUGGUCACAAACAUCGAUAUCAACCCUUCACUUUCAGGAAUUCCAGAUUUUAACUCAGACAUGGGUGAAUCUAUUAAUAUUUUAUCUAUGAGGGUAAGAAUUUCAAGGCUACCAAAUUCAGAUGAAAAGUGCCUAAUAUUCUUUAUAACUUUAAGUAUUCCCAAUCCAUUUUUACUAGUUGUGGCGUUUGUUUUUGUUUGGACAAGUCUGUUGUUUCUCCAUGGGCUAUGGAAGGCAUCCUAGAGUAUAUAAAGCAGAGCUAUGGCAAUCCUCCAGUCUACAUUCUUGAGAAUGGUAAAACAAUGAACCAAGAUUUGGAGCUGCAACAAAAGGACACACCAAGGAUUGAGUACUUAGAUGCUUACAUUGGUGCGGUGCUCAAAGCUGUUAGGAAUGGAUCAGACACGAGAGGCUACUUCGUAUGGUCAUUUAUGGAUUUGUACGAAUUACUAAACGGAUACAAGAGUAGUUUUGGAUUGUACUCUGUCAAUUUCAGUGAUCCCCAUCGCAAGAGAUCUCCCAAACUCUCUGCUCACUGGUACUCUGGUUUUCUCAAGGGCAAACCCACAUUUCUUGGUUCCCAAGGCAUCACACAAUUGCAUAGCAACUUCUCUUCUUCCAGAUAGUGCUAGUGUAGUAGAAUUGCUAUUAAUUCUGAUGUAUCCGGUUCAGUUUAUAGUCAGAUUCUUGAAUAAAGAAGAUAUAUAAUAAGAUUUUUUAAAACACAUGCAAGCACACAUCCCCUAUAUAAUAAAAACUAAUUACUGAUUUUCUCUUCAUACUACUCGCGAUGGAC
This is a messenger RNA of Arabidopsis thaliana (thale cress), 2086 nucleotides long. RefSeq names its product Glycosyl hydrolase superfamily protein (gene BGLU1). Lineage: Eukaryota; Viridiplantae; Streptophyta; Magnoliopsida; Brassicales; Brassicaceae. The transcript is spliced from 12 exons. The record is from RefSeq and is marked reviewed. Gene Ontology annotation, molecular function: hydrolase activity, hydrolyzing O-glycosyl compounds; beta-glucosidase activity. Gene Ontology annotation, biological process: carbohydrate metabolic process. The coding region runs from base 283 to 1533 and encodes 416 amino acids.